CAUUAUUAAAAAAUAUUUAUCUACUAACUAAUCGACUUUGGCCACAACACAUUUCAAUUCACUGAAAAAUAAUAAUUAAUUUUAUAUUCACCGGUGACCUAGUGCAUCAAUUUCUUAACACUAACAUAUUCUUUUGAUUACUGUUAAAAUGCCUCAAGUUCUACCAAAUCUAAAUUAUGACAAUAAUACAUAUUCAAGAUCUCAAAAAAAGGUAAAAACAACUUUAAUUUAAAAAAAAAAUGAAUUAAUUAUAAUAUAAAUAAGAAUUUUAAAUUUCAUCUGUUUUAGAGACAAAAUAAUUUUAAAAACUAAUUGUUUAAUCUUUUUCAACUAUAUUUUUUAGGCUGUAUCAAGCAAUAGUCCUAAUUUAAUACCGCCAUUAGUUCAUAACGACCGAGUUAAUCCUGGCCACUACAAAAACCACUCAAUGUUCGUACAACUUUCAAAUUAUUGAAAAUAUAAAUUCAAGUUAAAACUUGUAUAAUAAUAAUAAAAAAAAAAAAAUUUGUUUUCAAUAAUUGUAGCUCACAUGGAUUGAUGAUGUUUGUCGUAUUACUCAUUCUAUUCGGAAAACCAGAGGCUAAACGACAUCUUACAAUAGAUUCAAUUUCCGAUUCAACAAGCAUGGACAGUUGUCAAAUUUCUCUGAGCGAAUCAAUGCCUAUUGGCAUGACUUACGAGAAUAAUGCGAUUGUUCUCAAAAGCACGUAUCAAACUUGGAUGGAUCUUAUACACUCAGCUAAAAGAACAAUUGAAAUAGCUUCGUUUUAUUGGACAUUAAAUGACCAAGAUUUUCCGGCUCACGAUGGUGCACAGGAAGUUAGUCUUUAUUUUCAAAUCAUUCUAUUUUAUUUUUAAUAGAAACAAGUCAUUUUAUUUUUGUUUUUUUUUAUAUUUUGUUUUAUGCAGGGUAAAGAUAUUUUUAACGCUUUACUAGAAGCAGGGCGAGACCGGAACUUAACUCUCAAAAUAGCACGAAAUAUACCGUUUAACGGUUAUUCAUCCCAUGAUAUAAAUAUACUCCAGAAAGAUGCCCAUGCUCAGGUAAUUUAUAUAAACAUCUAUCUUCGAUUAAUUUAAUGCAUACAAAUUUAUGGCCUUAUAUUCUAGGUAGUAACUCUUAAUUUCACUAGUCUAUGGGGCAGUGGAGUAUUACACACGAAAUUUUGGUUGAUUGAUCGUACCCAUUUUUAUGUUGGAUCGGCUAAUAUGGACUGGAGAUCGCUGACCCAAAUCAAAGAGAUCGGUGUUGUUGGAACGAAAUGCUCAAUUCUUGCCAACGAUGUUGGAAAAAUAUUUGAUGUAAGAAUUAUAUAUUUUGAUAAUUAGAUAUAGGCGAAAUUAGGAGGGGGCUAUGGGGGCUUUAGUACACCCAAAGCUAAAAAUAAGCAUCCCCAAAAAUACCCAAUUCGCUUUUUUAUAGUAUCGAAAAAUAUUUUAUCCGUGUAUUUCCUAAUUAAUUAAUAGAACAAAAUACCGAUGACAUACGGAUGAAAAUACUGCCCUUAAAAACUCCGUAAGUCAUUAGACAACGUUUUUUGAGGCAAACUGAUUUUUAUAUUUUGCAUUUUCUAAAAUUCAUAAUUUUUCUAACAUUAUAUUCAACAAAGUAUGAUAUGGAUAUUUUUUUGUUAUUUUACGUGAUAAUGGAAUAAAAAAAAGAUAUGAAUAAAUGAGUUCAGAAAUACUUGAUUAACUUAACUGACCUACUAACCUAGCUUUUAGUGGUAAGAACUGUACUAAAUAGUAAAUAUACGAGUUGUAUGGCGUUUUUGCUUAGUGUGAUUAUUAAACGGCCAUUUUUACGAUUUGUUUGAUGUAUGUAACUCGUUUCUCAAUUUUUUUAGACUUACGACGUUUUUGCUUUUGAGGGCAGAAUAAAUUAUGGGUGUAUAAAAUUUAAAUUAAAAAGUUAUGAAUAAUUUUUUACAAAAAUUGUAAAUAAAAUGUAUAUUUGCUUAUAUGUAUCAUGUAAACUUGAAGCUUUAAAAAAGUUAGUAGUGACGAUGACCACAAGGGCCUGUGAUGUGUCCAUAAUUAUAUUAACCUCAAAUUUGGUGGUCUAAUUGUGUUAUUUAAUUAGAAAAUACAUUUUCCAUAAUUUAUCAAGUUGAUAUAGAUUAUAAGUAGUUGGAUGUUUAAUAAAGGUUUACUGGCAAAUCGGAAAACAAGGAAAAGUUCCAGCGAAUUGGUCUGAUGUACUCAGCACUAAAAUCAAUAUUUCUAAUCCACUGCAUUGGUCUGACUCAAUUAACAACAAAUAUAGCACAUUUAUCUCAGUGAGUAUUUUCCAGUUCGAUGGUCGAUUUUAUCUUUUUUAAUUUUUGAAUGAAAUUUCAAAUAUGUUUAUUUAGAGUUCACCGGCGCAAUUGUCACCGAGUGGAAGGACAGACGAUCUAAAUGCCAUUUUAUAUUGCAUGAAUAAAGCGAAGAAAUUCAUCUAUAUAUCAGUUAUGUUUUAUUGCCCGCUGAGAAUUUAUUCGAUCGAAAAAAAGUUCUGGCCCGAUAUUGAUAACGCGCUGAAAUCAGCUGCAAUUAAUAAAAAAAUAACAAUUAGAAUUUUAAUAUCCAAGUGGAAGAGUGUGGAACCUUUUGAAGAUAUUUUCCUUACGUCGCUCGCUUAUUUGAGUAACAGUUUCAAGAAUGUUACAAUAGAAGUGGUGAGUUUUUUUUGAGAAAAUCAAUAUUUAUGAGUAAGCUUACACAGUAAUAAUUUCCAGAAAAAAUUUAUCGUUCCGACAAACUCUAGUUUCGAUAAUAUACCCUACGCACGAGUUAAGCAUGACAAAUUCAUGGUCACAGACAAAAUAGCUUAUGUUGGUACCAGCAAUUGGUCCGAGGAUUAUUUUAUCAAAACAGCUGGUAAUACAAGAUAUUUAAAAAAUUGUUCAUAUCUAUUUAAAAUGUCUUCUGUUCUGUAUUUAGUUUUAUAAAUAUUUUUCUAGGUAUUGGUACUGUUUUUAAAGAUGUUGAUCAUAGGAAUAAUAACACCAUUCGAGAUCAGCUUGAAGAAGUUUUCCUUCGAGACUGGAAUUCGAAAUAUGUUUUUCCGCUCAACGUAUCGAACCAGUCCUACUCAUAAAUUAGCUAUAGAAAGACUCAUCAUUUAUUUCAUGCAAUAGGUGUUCGAAAAGUGAAACUUUAAUUUUGUAAUCUUUAAUGUUUUUUUUUUAUUUUUAUAUCAUAUAUUUCUUAUUAUCAUCGUUAAUUUUGUUUUGUUAAUGCAUAUUUCUACAUUUUACGAAUAUACGAUUUAAUAAUUUAAAUUUAGCUUAUUUAUAAUAUUAUCUAUAGUAUGACCAAAUGAUGUGGUCAAUAUUGGACUAGUAAAAAUGUCGUCUUUUGGUCUGAUUAUUUUCUAUAACAGUCGACUGAAUACUACCAAUUCGCUACUGAAUCUGGUAUGACAACUCCAACGAUAUUUAGCUGUUAACGCAUUUAUUUGAUUGAUAGAAUUGAAAAUGCAUAAAAACAUACCGGUGUGUACUGAGCAAUAGAAAUCCAUGACUAGAGUCAAAUUUCCAGACAUUUUUUUUUUUAUAAACAUACACUUUGAAUAACAGUAAAUAACCGAUUAUACCUACUAUAUAAUAGUAAAAUACUAUAGGUACUAUAAUAAUUAUACUACUUCUAAAAAUAUGUGAUACUUGUGCAUUCAAAUGGUAGAGGUAUGGUUAAUGUUCAAUCUCUUUAAAAGGCACAUUGUUGAUACUAACGCUGUAGCCAUGUGUAUACAAAUGUUUAUUAGGUUGAAUAAUCUGUCAUGUUACAUUGUUUUUCGUAACUUAUAGUAUAAAUUAAAUAACAAUGCAUCUCACUUUCUCGCCUACAACAGUGGUGGAACCCGUCCAUAGUAUCAGUUCUUAUUUUUUUUAUAAUUGUUUUUAAUUUCUAUUUGAUAAAAAAUCAUAAAAAAAAUACCACAUUUGAUACCACUGAACUUCACAUUAAUUUGACCUUUAGUUUGAAAUGAUUUUUAUAAACCUUUUAUAAUUAUCAUAAUAGUGUGCGUCGAUAUCGAUUAAGUUAAUUUGGUAAAUUUUGAUUGCUAAAUUUGCAUAAAACUUCGGUUAUGUUAAGUUAAUAUAAAUAUUGUACAAUUAAAGAGUAGGAAAGGCACAUUAUCAAUUAAUGGUCUUCUUAUACAUAGUUAUUAAUUGUUUUUUAGAACGGCGAGUGCAUAGUCAAACGUUUUUGAAUUUGGAUUGCGUGGACAGAUUAAGUCAUAUUUGUUAAAAACGAAAAUAAUAUUUUUAAUAUAAUCAACAUUACGAAAAUAAUAUACUAUGGUCUUAUAUACGUAGUAUAUUAUUUAAAUAAAAAUGGUCUUAUAUACGUUAUUUUUUCUGCAGCAACCGUAAAUAGAGUUUCGUCUAAAAAGUUGCGUAAGUCAUCAUUUAUUGGAUUUAGACAUUUUAGGUUUGUAAGGGGUCCUUUUGUUAUUCCAUUUUCCACUUUUAAUUAUACACUAAACUCCCCACUCUAUCAUCUUAUGCGUCUUGCUAAUGAGGACCCCCCUUUGCUUUUAACUAUCCAUAAAUUAUUUUUCAGCUGGGU
This is a messenger RNA of Cinara cedri, 4557 nucleotides long. The record is from the annotation of a GenBank genome assembly. NCBI's taxonomy places the organism in Eukaryota, Metazoa, Arthropoda, Insecta, Hemiptera, Aphididae.